Molecule: messenger RNA, 2772 nt
Organism: Exophiala bonariae
Lineage: Eukaryota; Fungi; Ascomycota; Eurotiomycetes; Chaetothyriales; Herpotrichiellaceae
Exons: 1
Coding region: 1-2772 (923 amino acids)
Source: RefSeq, a predicted model, not a curated record
AUGUCAUCAUCGUCAGGAACAGCUUCACAGUCUAAAUCCAGCACACGUGCUUCGACCACAGUCAGCAUUUCAUCGACAUCUCCAGCUUCAACCAAGACAACUGGGCUCUCAACCACUUCGGCAUCUACUAAGUCGAGCGCCAGCACAGCUAUCUCUUCUAGCUCUCGCGCUCCAAGCUCUGUAUCAAGCAGCGCUUCGAAGUCCAGCGCUACUACUGCCGCAACUACCAGCACUCGCUCCGGACAAAGAUCAUCAACAUCAGCUCCGACAAGUACCGUGUCUCGAGCUUCAACUACUUCUCUUCGAUCGACUUCAGCCGCUCCAAGUACCACAUCAAAGACUCAAUCUACCAUUAUGAGCUCAACAAAAACGGCUACAGGUUCUACAUCUCGAACCCCAUCGUCAUCUCAGGUAUCUUCGACAGUCAGUAGUGCCACGUCAACCAUCAAGUCAAGCUCAUCAACAAAGGUCCCGACUACGUCGGCGGUGACCUCGACUUCGCGUUCUAUGUCGCCAGUGUCCUCGGUCACAACCUCUUCUCGAGGAAGAACUUCAUCGGGAACAAGCUCUGUUCCUGUUCGAUCAACUACCGCUAGCUCACGUUCCCAGACUACCGCAUUGACAACAUCAAGGACUGUCACCUCAUCGGCUCCUGUUCAAUCUACCAGCGCCAGCUCACGCACUCAGACUACCGGCCUUACUACCUCCGGCACCGUUACUUCCUCAGCUUCUUCACGGUCAUCAACAGCUCCGGCUUCGUCGUCUUCCUCCACAAGGGUUGCUUCAAGCUCAUCGGGGGCAAGUACCACUCGGCCCAGCACCAGCGCAACAGCGACAACUAGCCGUGUUGCGACCUCGACCACUGUAUCUACCGCAUCGAAGGCUAGCUCAACCACAAGCGUCUCUGUUGGUUCUUCCACACGGGUUUCUACCACAUCCGCGGGAACAACAACAAGACAGACGACAUCGUCUGCACCCAGCGUUUCUACCACAGCCUCUACUCGACCAACCACCAGUACCACUGCAACAACGAGACAAACGACAUCCGCCUCUGCCCCAGGCACUUCGACUACAGUGUCUACACGACAGACCACUAGUUCUGGGGCCACGACUAGACAAACAACUUCUGCUCCAGGUACUUCGAGCACGGUCUCAACACAACAGACUACUAGCACUUCGAAGGCUCAAACCACCGCCUCCACAGCUUCUACUGGUAUUGCCAGCACCUCCAGGACAACAACUGGGCGGGCUAGCACCACCACGAGCGCAAGUGUUUCCACCGGCAAGACUUCGGCCUCUUCUGUUUCAACUGGCGUCACCAGCUCGUCGAAGACAACCACAGCUCCGGUCACAGCUUCCACUAGUAGUAGUGUUUCCACAGGCCGAAGCUCUGCCUCUUCAGCCUCCACCUCCACUGUGGUCACAUCCCGGUCCACAACAGCACAGGCAUCUACUACCACUAGCAGCGGCGUGUCAACCGGCAAGACAUCUGCUGCUUCUACCUCCAGUGGAGUGGUCACUUCUUCCAAGAGCACGACCGCACAGGCCACAACAUCUACCAGCAGUGGCGUCUCGACCGGCAGAACCUCUGCCACAUCGACUUCCACUGGCGGAGCUAGCACUUCCAAGACAGCAACAAGUGGCGUGAGCAGUAGUACUAGCUCUGCGUUUUCUACGGGUCGGACCACAACCUCCGCUGCGUCGACAACUAUCAAGACUUCCAGCAUUGCUUCUACAGGUACUGUUAGUACAAGCAAGACCACAAUUCAAAGUUCUUCCACGGCCACUGUAAGCACUGCCAAGACCACCUCCUCAGGUAUUGUCAGCACAGCCAGCACUGCAAAGACGACGGCCCCAACCACCUCUUCUGGUAUUGUCAGCACUGCCAGCACUGCAAAGACGACGGCACCUACAACUUCUUCAGGUAUUGUCAGCACAGUAAAGACUACCUCCUCAGGAAUUGUCAGCACUGGAAAGACAACUGCCCAAACCACUUCCACAGGUGCGCUCAGCACGGGCAAGACCCAAUCCAGGACGGCACCCGUCACGACCAAGACAUUGUCCUUCACCACACCAGUACCUGUCAAGUCUACUACGAAGUGGUCCACCAAGACGAAGCCAACCCAGCCUCCAAAAACUACUCAACCUCCCAAGACCACUAAGAGUCAAGGCAAGCCCACUGCCACGCCCACCCCAGCUCCAUCAACGACCACCAAGGAGUACCCCGGUUGGCUUGGAUGGAAUAACCGCCCAAAGCCAACAGGGGAGUCGUCUACUGCCACUCAAGAGAAUUAUCCUGGAUGGCUGGCAUGGAAUAAUCGCCCCAAGCCUACAGGACAGAGCAACCACGAUGACCAAGGUCAUUGGUGGCAGCCACCACAUCACAACAGCAACGGCAACAACGGCAAUGACAAUAAUGACGACAACGAUAAGCAUGAUAUCUUCUCGUUCUGGCAAGGUGGAUGGAAGAAUGGAAAGGGAGAUUCCGACAACAGUGAAGGAACCAAUGGGGACAAACCAAGCGGUUUCUGGUGGAAGCCCAAAGACAAGGAUGGCAAUGACAAGCCCAGACCUUCGUGGUGGAAUCAAUGGAAGGAGGCUUCGGAAGAGAAGAGUGACGAUGGCAAGCCCAACAGGCCAUCUUGGUGGAAUCAGUGGAAGGAUGCUUCCGAUAAUGCCAAGGACCGCAAGGACAAUGGUGACAAUUGGGCUGAGUGGAAAGGUGAUGAUCAGCCGCAAGGCCGGAAGGGGCGUUACAUGAUGAGAAGAUAG